This is a messenger RNA of Fraxinus pennsylvanica, 636 nucleotides long. The record is from the annotation of a GenBank genome assembly. Lineage: Eukaryota; Viridiplantae; Streptophyta; Magnoliopsida; Lamiales; Oleaceae.
AUGUCAUACGACUACCUCUUCAAGUACAUAAUCAUCGGAGACACUGGUGUGGGGAAAUCUUGUCUUCUGUUACAAUUCACCGACAAGAGGUUCCAGCCCGUGCAUGAUCUCACAAUCGGAGUGGAAUUCGGGGCUCGGAUGGUCACCAUCGAUGGCAGGCCUCUCAAGCUUCAGAUUUGGGACACGGCUGGCCAAGAAUCCUUCAGAUCCAUCACUAGAUCAUAUUACAGGGGAGCAGCUGGUGCUCUACUUGUUUAUGACAUAACCAGGAGAGAGACAUUUAAUCAUCUUGCAAGCUGGCUGGAAGAUGCUCGGCAGCAUGCAAACCCAAACAUGACGAUCAUGCUUGUAGGAAACAAAAGUGAUCUUGCUCACCGAAGAGCUGUAAGCAGAGAGGAGGGAGAACAGUUUGCCAAAGAAAAUGGACUUUUAUUUUUGGAAGCAUCUGCUAGGACAGCCCAAAAUGUCGAGGAGGCAUUCACAAAGACCGCGGCAAAAAUACUUCAGAAGAUCCAGGAAGGCGUAUUUGAUGUAUCCAAUGAGUCAUCUGGUAUCAAGGUUGGCUAUGGGCGACCCCAAGGUCAACCCGGGGCGAGAGAUGGAGCAGUUGCACAAAGAGGUGGAUGUUGCAGCUAA